AUGACCGGCGAGGUGGGGAAUACGAGUUCGAGUGAGGACAGCAGAGAAUCCAGAAAUGAUGAUCGGGAUAUUUUAAAGCCCAAGUCAGGAAAACGAUGGCUGUCUAAUCGAGAGCUGGACAGGCUACGUUUCGAGAAUCCCGGUGAAGCUACCGUUAUUGCGGCAUUGGAUAUUUUUGCGGGCAGCUCCAAGGAUGGCGUACGACGAUCCAGAAGGCGUCGAAAACAAGUGGUAACAGUUAAUGCGCAGUACAUGCCGUAUCACGACGUGAACGGCUCCCUGGUCAUGCAAAGCGGUGAGCUUGUACGAUUAUGCGAUUGCUUGCGAAUUACUUGUCAAGGUUACUUGCUUGGAUUAUUUGGUUACUUGAGCCAUCGAUUACUUAAGUUAUUUGAUUAA
Molecule: messenger RNA, 399 nt
Organism: Gongylonema pulchrum
Lineage: Eukaryota; Metazoa; Nematoda; Chromadorea; Rhabditida; Gongylonematidae
Source: the annotation of a GenBank genome assembly